AUGGAAUUGGGUCUCAAAAAAGUAAAUUUUCCGACGUCUGACGUAACCGAUGGUAAAAUAGCAGACUACUACUUUUGCUACUCGAAAAAGAUGGGACUAUUAACUGAUGAAAACAAAUUCGAUAAAGACAUACUGAAAGAUUUGAGUGACACGUUUAAUCGGGAUUUAUUACCCAAAGAUAUCGGUGACCGAUGUAGUACCCACAAAAAAGUAACUAAAAAAGAAAUUCUACAGCUACUCACGUGCAUAAAAGACGCUUACUUGGAGUUUAGUAAAUAUGUGUUGAGAAAAUCAGUGCUUCUACGAGAAGCUUAA
Molecule: messenger RNA, 315 nt
Organism: Diabrotica balteata
Lineage: Eukaryota; Metazoa; Arthropoda; Insecta; Coleoptera; Chrysomelidae
Source: the annotation of a GenBank genome assembly